CAACCAAACCCACCACACAUCUCAAACCAAGGCUCAACCAAGCAAAGCCACAAUGACCUCAACCCCAAGCUCCCUCUCCCUCUCCCACACCCACUCCCUCCCAACCGGCAACACCCUCUCAAACCGCACCCCCAGCUCUCCCCCAUCCUCUCUCACCCACUCCCUCUCCCAGUCAGGCCAAAGCCCAGGCCAAGACACACCCCCCUUCUUCGCCUUCUUCCACGACUUCACCUUCAACCCGCGCGGCGUCCUCAUCGACGAAUUCAACCGUCUCGCUUGCCUGCGCAGCUGGUCCAACAAGGGCCCCGUCCGCCGCUGGAUGUGGAACUUCCUCCUCCGGUGUGAAUUCAAGCGGCUGGUGCUGCGCGCACAGGAUGGAGAGACGGGCGCGGGCCCGGUGCUGGCUGAUUGGCAGGGGCUUUGUGUGGAGGUGGGCGUUGGGGGGGAGGAGGGGAGUAUUAGGAGGUGUAAGAAGGCCCUCGCAAAAGUCCACAUCAACCUCGUCGACCUCCUCGAGCAUCGACGUCUGGGCACCCCGCUGAAACACUUUCCGGACCUGGGCGCUUUGAUCCGGUAUACGCGGCAGACGGGCAAGUUUGUGAGUCGGGAGUUGGUGAAGGGGGAUCCGAUGGUUAAGGUGUUGUUGAGGAAGAUGCGUUGAGGACUUACUUCAAGUUGCUUUGUUGGGGGUUCGGUCUUGGUGUUAAGGUCGAUAUCUGUCUAUCUAUCUGGAGAUGGUGUGCUUGCGUCGAGGAUUUACUCACUUUGUUGGGAGAUGGUGCUUGGUGUUGUGGGUCUGGGGUGGUGGGCUUGUUUGUGGAGGGGGCUCAGUUGAUUUGAUUUAGGGGAAAUGGGUGGACAUGGGCUGGGUGAGGGUGAUGGAUGGAGAGUGAGGUUGGAGUGGAUGGGGAGGAUAGCAGGAUUGAAGGGGAAGUGAAGGAAUCCAUUGUAUGCGGAGGAUGGGUAUGUCUCAUUUGAUAAAAAAAAGUAUGGUAGAUAACUAAGCCCGGACAAAGUCAACGAGCCACAAUCAAUAUUGAUAUCGAUAUUAAAACAUU
This is a messenger RNA of Aspergillus campestris IBT 28561, 1058 nucleotides long. RefSeq lists its product as uncharacterized. The record is from RefSeq and is a predicted model, not a curated record. Bases 53 to 661 code for a protein of 202 amino acids. NCBI's taxonomy places the organism in Eukaryota, Fungi, Ascomycota, Eurotiomycetes, Eurotiales, Aspergillaceae. The transcript has 2 exons.